Messenger RNA from Amphiprion ocellaris (clown anemonefish), 6208 nucleotides. RefSeq names its product growth hormone receptor-like. NCBI's taxonomy places the organism in Eukaryota, Metazoa, Chordata, Actinopteri, Pomacentridae. Gene Ontology annotation, molecular function: protein binding; cytokine receptor activity. The transcript is spliced from 10 exons. The record is from RefSeq and is a predicted model, not a curated record. Gene Ontology annotation, cellular component: external side of plasma membrane. Gene Ontology annotation, biological process: cytokine-mediated signaling pathway. The coding region runs from base 339 to 1964 and encodes 541 amino acids.
GAGGAAGAAGAGGAAGGGGAGGAGGAGCAGCAGCAGCGGACACUAAUACUCUGCUGCGGCGGUGAACGGAACACUCCCUCCGCUGAGCCCAGCAGCGGCUGCAUGAGCAGCUCGAGCCGCCUCUUAGGACUUCUCCCGGACUAGCGGCUGCUGCGGUCCUGGUCCUGGUCCUGGUCCUGGUGCGGAGCUGCGUCAGAGGAAGAAGCGGCAGCAGGCGGCUCUCCAGGCAGUGGCAGGAGUGUAAUUUUUUGGAAUGCGUGCGCUCAUUAUCUGAUGAGGCGGCGGCGUCACUCGGGUCUGGUUUGAAGCGAGGCAGUGAGGGGGGUUCAGGCCUUGUGAUGAGUCUCAUGACUGGAGGAGCUGCAGGAACCUCAGUGUCCAGUCGUCUGUCACAUGGAAACCAGACUUUCUCACAGCUGACGGACGGCAGCAGGAUGCUGUGGCUGCUGCUCUGUUUGCUUCCUCUGGUCGCCUGCAGCAGGACCGUCGCCCAGGAUGCUGCUCACAAAGGAAAACGCCAUGAUGAGGAGGCGGUUGCCACGACAACGAGGAGGCCUCACAUCUACUACUGCCGCUCGCCCAACAUGGAGGACUUCAGCUGCUGGUGGCAUCCGCUGGACGGACCGACGGACGGAGAGGACGUCGUCUACGUCCUCUCCUACUCCAAAGAUAAGGGGCCCAGACAUGAAUGUCCAGACUACGUAACCGCCGGCUCCAACAGCUGCCACUUCGACAGCAGCCACACGUCUAUCUGGACCAUCUACUGCAUGAACGUUACGGCCGUCACCGCCCGCCAGAACUACACCUCCCAGGAGCACUGCCUGGACGUGGCGGACAUCGUUCAGACUGAAGCUCCAGUCAACCUGACCUACACGCUGACCGAUGCCGGCGGGGAUGAAAUGGGCCACAACGCGCUGCUGACCUGGAGGUACCCGGUGCCCUCGGACCUGCAGUACGGCUGGAUCACGCUGGUGUACGAGCUGCAGUACAGACGCGUUACUGAGCCCGACAACUGGAAGGUGAAGCAUCCUCUGCGGGAGCCUCACGUGGAGCUGCUCGGCCUCCCCGUCGGCGACUACGUGGUCCGAGUUCGCUGUCGGUCGCACAACUACGGCCUGUGGAGCAAAUGGAGCUCCACGCUGUCGAUGAGCAUCCCCACCAGGCCGCCCACAGGGAAGCUUCUGGUGCUGAUUCUGGUGACGGGGGUCGGAGUCGUGGCUCUGCUGGUCAUCACCUUUGGUAUUAUUCCACAGAGCAGGAGAAUUAAAGACUACUUUCUGCCACCCGUUCCGAAGCCUCGGAUCCUUGGCAUCGACCCGCUGCUCCUGAAGAAGGGAAACUUGGAUGAAAUCAACUAUCACUUCAGGAGCUUCCACAGCUACAAAUCUCCCAGUUACUAUGAGGAAGUCUGGGACCAGGUAAGCGCCGACGGCGCCUAUCUCACCUCAGUGAAGGACUAUGACGUCCUGAGCGAGCCCACAGACAAACAGAAAGAAACUUUUCUGGUUCCUUCCAACCCGAUGCCGGUGAACGCCCACCAUCAGCUCACUACGCAGAACUCGACGGCGUACGUGUCGCCCUACUGCUCCAUGCCUCCUCAAGCCUUCUCCCCGCUGCUGGACAUGUCUUCCCCGUGGCCGAGGCCGGAGAUCGUCUCACUGCCGGGGACGGACUACAGCAUGGCCAUCCCCGCCACCAACCACGCGCCGCAGGACUUCUACACCUGCGUCCAGCUCAUGAAUGAAAGUGGCGAGGUGCAUCUGGUGCCCUGCUUGCCGCCGGUGUACUGCCAGGAGUUCCCACCUCUCCAGAGGGUCGGUUUAGACGCCGCAGAGAAGGAUGAGAAGAGGAAAAAGCUGACUGACUAUCAAACCAGGAAGAAUGUGAUGAAAGAUGGCGAUGAUACUGAGAGGAGCGAAGUGGCGGAGCCUCUGCUGCCUGCUGCUGUCGACAACAAGGGUUGAAUGACAGCAACUAACAAACAUACAAAAUGUACUAAAACAUGGAGACUGGUACCAUCUUCUGCUGGUUUAACGCAAAACCUCUGUACUGUUCUGUUCCACACCAUCAAUGCUCUUGAGAAGAAAUUUUAAACAGCAAUGAAUCUGCAGGACAUCAGCCUCAGAAAAGCCUUUUAAAGCUUGCAGACAUCCCAGACUUGCAGUGGUGCAAUAACAGCAAGUUUUCAUUGCAAAACUUCCUCUGGACCUCAACAUCUUUCUGUCUUUGGUGUCUCUGGUCACCAUUUGGAAGUAGAUGCACUGUAAGGGACCAAGCCUGAUGUUGUUAAAGAUGGAUUUUUAUUUGGAAAAUACACAUGUGCUGGAGCUAUUUUUAGACAAAUCAAAAGCUAGGAGCAAAAUUACAACCUAAACUGGCACUAAAGAGUUGAACGGUGUAAUAUCUGGGGAUUUAUGGUUAAUGAAGGCCAUCAAACUUGCCUCAUUCAGCUUUGACUAAAUCAAUUUCCACGUGGCGCCUCUCAGAUUGUCUCCACAAAGCUCCUUAUUCACAGUCUUUCUCAGGAAAAAGAAAAGUGCAAUGCCAUUUUAGGACGAGGACUUUUGUUGCUUCAGGUCCACAUGACAAAGAUUCAGUCAUUCAGACGCUGUUCUUGCUAGUUUCACAUGAGACAAUAAGUCUCUUCUUAAACAAAGUAGCCGUGGUUUAAAUGUGCUAGAAUAACAACCGUUAAUAUCUCCACAUCUCAGCUAACUUCCAAGAUUUCCAUGUUCAGGAUGAAGGCUUAUUCCAUUAUUAUAUAUGUGGUGGCACUGAGGCACCGACUCAUUAGGGGGAUAGAUGAUUAUCCUGAACAUGAAUGGAAUAUUAAUCUGCACACGAAGACGCUCUGAAUCUGUGUCAUCUUUCUCUGGUUACUCUGGUGGAUUUUCAGUCCAGUAGAUUUAUUCCAAAAACCCAAGGAAUCGAACAAAAAUAACUCCACUCCCUCAGGAUCAUGUGAGCUUUGACUUUAAGUUAAGCUGUAAAUAUCUGUGGAUGUCUUGUAGUUCUGCUCAGGAGGUUGGACAAACUUCUACCAUUGUUCUAAUAUUCCUGCAUUUGUCUUGCCAAACUGAACGUUUCCUCAUCUUAAGGAGAAAAUACAGAGUUUUAUUCUUAAUAAAUGAAAAGACGGCACUGACUAUUGACGAUUCUUCAAGAAGUAUGAAAAUAUUUUUUGUAACAGAUCAUUUUUGUCUUGAGCAACACUAUUCCAAAAAUAUUUUUUUUUUUUUUUUUUUUUUAAAUAUGUUUUACAAUACUGAAAGACCAACCUCAGACAGUAUUUUGGAAUUCAGAGCAAAAUUCUGAAAUCCUUACUUUAUUAUCCUUAAGACAAACAUAAGUUAGUUUUAAAGUUUUAGUUUGGUCCCCCUCAGGUCUAAGGAGUCCACAGAAGAACGAUUUUUUACGAAAAUGAUCUGUCCAUCUGCUACUGGCUGGUCUUUGGUGCCGGAUGAUUUCACUUUGUGUGGAUGAAACUUUUGUUUAGGUCUAUUUUCUGCCAUGUUUUCAGCUGCAGGUCAUGGUGGCAGCUAGAAUAAGAAGGCUCAGGAAGAUCCCUGCCUCAUCCUUAAGACAGAUGGGAUGAAUAAUCCUCACUCUCCGUCUAGAGUGGGUCUCCAUCUUCAUCAAGUCAGAGGCAUCUGGAUCAUUGAAUCUCUCCUGUCCAAACUGGCAGUCGAGGAAGAUUAGGUUUGUUUUUUCACAAUACUGCACAUGAAGCAGUGUUUAGGUCGACUAAUCGUGUUGCAAACCAGUUCCACAUUUAUAAUUGAUGAGUUGAGUCCAACAGAUUUACAGCUUCUCUAAAGAGGCAGUCGUGCUUCGUCUUAGCUCCCUACUGACCUCCCUGUUUGCAUAAACCAUUGAAUACAAAACCAUGAUGUAGAGUCCAGAAGAAGACGUUAUUAGAUUCUUCAUUUGUACGUUUAAUUCUAUCACAGUGGCCCUGAACAACUGCUGUAGGUUCAACUUGGAGAUGAUUAUACUGAUUAGUUAAACUUGGAGAAAACAGCAGAGUGGAGCAGAAGUGGAGUCAUGUCCAAGAACUGCUAUUUUACUAUUUUUUUGUCUUUUGGUGGAAUUAACAGAGUCAAACCUGUCGGAUUUAACAGGCUGUAAAUGUUCAAACCACCUCACACCUGCCUCAAGUUCCUGCAGUGAGAAGUCGCCUAAUGACAGCCGGCUUUUUGUCCGAUGUUUGUAGUGGGUUGUCCCUCAUAGGUACAACCUCAACAUGCUUGACCUCCUUUAUUUGGAGCAUCAACUUGCUUCUAGUCUGAAGGGUUAAUUCCACCAUUUUAAGUCCCAAACUUAGACAUUCUGAUCCUCAUAUUUGUGUCAGAGUGUUCCCAUGAAGGCUUCACAUGUUGCGAAACAUGUUCCCAAGCACCAAAUUAAAGCCACCAACAUGGAUCAUAUAGGACUGUGGAGCCUCAGAGAAUUACUGUAACCACAGAUUUGAGAUGGUUUCUAGAUGGUAUUUAAUAUUUCUACCUUUAGUGUUUUUGUUGUCUGACGUGCAACUCAAACCCUGUGUCUAUCAAACUGCACAGUGGUGGGUUAAGGUGCUAAUCUGGGCACAGUGUAAAGCAAUAUUUCCCCUGAUGAGCCUGGCAGAACUGGACCACGACUGUAAAACACUAGUCAUGAUGGAAGCACCUCCUUCACCUGUGAUUCUUUGAACUCAGCCAGCGUUGAUGAUGUGCCGUCACUUUUUCUCUCCUCGAUGUUGCAGUUAGGCAUCGUGCUGUCGUCUCUUUUUGUGCCUGUACGUGCCUUUUUUUCACAGAGCAGUGUUUGUUUGCUUUUCCUCUGUUGUGUUGAAAUCUCAGCAGCCAAUGUGCCACUCCUACACAUGGUUCAUAGACUAAAUACACACUUCUAUGCUGUGUUGAGCAUGUAUAGAGACCGUUCACUUUUUAUUGUCACUAGUCAAGAUUUCAUUGAAGCACUGAGCUGUGGGACUUGAUUCCUGUCAGACAAACACACUGUGGAUUCAAUGCAAUAAAGAGUAAAAGGCAUGGAGAAGUGUGCAGGGAUUAUCAUUUAAAAGAGUCAACUGAGGAAAUGGAACCAAUUGUUCAAGAAAGAAUCUGUUAGUUUGUUAAAAACUGAGCUGCUAAUAAUGUUUUAGUGCCAUUUAUGUUCAAAGGCGACAUUAAGUGCCAAUUAAUGCAAGAAGGUGUGACUUGCAGCACUGAAAAGCAAGAGAGAGCAGUUAAAGGAUCCUUCCGGUUUAAUUUAACUCCUGAACUCAAAGUAGUUUCUCUGCAAUUUUUGCCCAUUAUAUUUUUCUGCAUUGCAGUAUAAAGUCCUGCUCUAUGGCAACCAAACAACUAAGACUAGAAAUAGAGAGAACUCUGCAGAAUGCAUUAAGGUGAUGUACAGCAGGUUAAAAUAACCCGGAGUCGUCCUUUAGAGCAGCUGAGCCAUAAAUUAACUAUAAUUUGUUCUAUAUGAGUGGAUAAUGUAAGAAUAAAUGAAGAGUUCUGGAAAAAUGCUGAGGACAAAUUUAAUGUCCUGUUUUCUAAUGAACUGAAUUCUUGUGAUCUUUGAAAGCUGAUUUCAGAAUGAAGUAUUUUAACGUUUGUUUGCUCGGUUUAAGAGGGUUUGCUUAGAAAGUGCUACACUACUUCUGCAGAUGAAUUCAGAACUUGUGACUAUAUGCAAGUAUUUUUAGCAGUUCCCAUUUACCUCACAACUUAUCCUCAACCGUGUAGCAUUAGCAUAGCACUAAACUACACAGUCUUGAUUUUUAGCUUGUGGCUAAAUGUGCCCUUCUGUUAAGUUACGGCUAACGUGCUAAAAGCAAGCAAAAAACAAAAGCUAAAAAGAAAAGUAUAUUUUUAUUUACAAACUGUUCUAAAUCAAAUGGUGUGCUAGCAUCAGUAACAUGUUUUAUUUAAGCUAAGCUAAUCUGUAGUUAGCCACGUGACACGCUAGUUAGCUACAUGUUUGUUUGUACGUCUCAAUUCAAGUCUACUAGAAAAUAUUGGUUAAAUAUCCUCUAAAAACUCCUGUGACUGAGAAGAAAUGUGUUUUCUGGCACUUCUAUAUGCACAAGUAGUGUUUUUUUACUUUUAAAAUUCAUUUUUGUUUAUUUCUCUGUAGUUUAUUCACUGAAGAAUUGUGUUGCUAAAGAUUUGUUGUCCGCUCAAAGCACUUUCCCGUUCCAGUAAAUAAAGUUCAUUCAUCUUCA